AGUGGUGAAGGUGCUCGUCGCCUCGUCCCCACCAAGCCCUGCUGCGCAAUCACUCGCAAUGAGACCGACCACUCCGCCUCCUACGCCGACAGCGUAUCAGCGUUUGGUAGGGCUUUUGGAUAACGCUGCAGCAGCUAAUGGGGCAAAUCGGCGAGUCAUAUCCACAAUCGAAAAGCUUCAGACUUAUGUGAAGGCAUCCACCAUGACAUCGGAGCCAGUAAAGAUCCGCAUGAAGCUUUUGUGGAUAUCAGACCACGACUACAAAGAGCACAAGCUUGUUCGACUGCACUGCAUUGACGCAGACUCACCAGAACCGCUUGCAGAUCUGGUUGAGGUACGACGCUUUGCCUUUGACUACAUCCUAACUAUUGGCUUAUUUUCCUCAGCUUUUUUAUGGCAACUACGAGACAAACCGUGACGCGGUCAACUCGCUUCUGUUGACAGCAACCAUGUGGAACAUCACGUCGCAGUCGGACGACCUCCCACUUCCAGGGACUAUCGUCACUAUUAAUGCGUACUCGCAUCUCAAGCUCUAUCGCGACACUGAUUGUCAAGCAACUGUCAAGCUGAGAGAUCUGGAAUGGCAGCAGCAGCCUUAGGAUAAGUACGCUUCCGGACAGUUAACAUAUUGCGUGAUAGCAGCAUUUACUUAAUGUUGAAAAUACAAUCUUGGCCCUUGCAUGUUAAAAACUCCAAGAGGAAAACAUG
Messenger RNA from Phytophthora nicotianae INRA-310, 708 nucleotides. RefSeq lists its product as hypothetical. The record is from RefSeq and is a predicted model, not a curated record. Bases 59 to 418 code for a protein of 119 amino acids. Lineage: Eukaryota; Oomycota; Peronosporomycetes; Peronosporales; Peronosporaceae. The transcript is spliced from 2 exons.